AUGGCUUCAGAAGAACCAUCAUCAGUCUCUUUUUCUAUGCGAAGAGCUGAACUUCUAUCUUCAAUGCUGCAGUUACCUGACUCCGGCGACGGUAUCGACGAAACAACGAACGGUCUUAUAGACAGUUUACAAGCGCAUGUCACGAACAUUCUGCAAAGAAACAGUAAUAAGAUCGCAAACUUCACGGUUAUUGAGAAUCGAGAGAAAAGGAUAAACUUAAAUGAAGAUUCUCCACAAGCACAAUGUGUUAUCUCUCAAACUCGAUACUUGUUGGAUAAUUUUGCUGUAUUUCGUCAGGUUUUUGCACGAAAGGCUUCCGAUCCAGACUUCGAUUCUCUCAACACGAUUGCCUGCGAGUCUUCGACAAUCAAAGCCCAAAAGUUGAUAAAAGAAAGACACAUCUAUCUGGAAGAACUCAUGCGCUGCGACCUUAUCACAAGAGGUGAUGGCUAUGAGGCUAUCAAGAGACUUGAACCAGCAACAAUUAUCAUUCAUCUUCGAUAUUGGCACACAUGGCUGUCCAGGAAAAACUUUCCAGAUCUUUCGGAUGACGAACUGCAAAUUUCUCUGACCGUUGCAAACGCCUUUGGCGCAGAUUUUCCAUUGAUAGAAGUUGUCGCUAAAGAAAGUGGUUUACAAAUGCCAAUUGAUGAUGCUGGUAAAUCUAGGAAGGGAAAUCAUAAAAAAGCGUCUGGAAAGAGGAAAAGAUCCAUCGGAGAAAGUUGUGAGAGUGUUGCAAGCGAUGUAUUAACCCGGUCUACUGAGAAGAUUGUUGAAAACCCUCGGUGUGAAGCUCCUAAAGCUAUCUCUGCCUCAUCCAGUGAGUCACAGACAGAUGAGUCUCUGUCUGUCAUUAAAAACGCCGUAGUUAAAUUAGAAUUGCCUCCACCAAUAGGAGCGAUCGAGGGUCUUAACUUUGUUGUCAUACUGAAAACAGAUUUCCCAACCGAUCAACAGGAGGAGCUAUCAAUUGAGAACUGGGGCAAGACUUACACACCGGAAUACAUAAGAUGUUUCAAGACAAAUCUUCUUAGUAGUGCACCUCGUCUCCACUACUUCCUCAAUGCUCGGCAAACGGGCUCCGGGGAAAGUGUAGAUGAUUCUGGAAUUCCAGUAAGCGAUGGCCAUGUGUGGGAUCCGAUACAAAGUGACAUCAAGAAACUAUACAGCAAAUUUCCAAUUUUGUAUUAUGAUGAGGUUAUUUCCGACUUUGGUGAAAGCUGGGAUGGAUGGAAGGAAUUAGACCCUUGGAUUCAGGGGAAAACGGGCCAAGAUGUAUUAUGGCUAGCGGUCCAAUUCUGGCUGCUUUUUACGGAGCGCAACGGGGCAGGGGAUCCACCUCAGCGUACCAGAGAAGAAAUGGCACUAAAGGAAGAUUUAGUUUGGGCAGUGGGUAAAUGGCUGGGGGCAGAUUACAAAAUCCUCAGACGCUUCCAUGUUUCCUGGGGCACGAAGAUGAAGAGCGAUGAUCCGAACAACAAAACACGAAAGACUACCCAUGGUUUUAAAGGCUCUGGAUAUUACAAGAAUAAGCGUGGGCCCAAUGAUCCAUUGAGGUUUGGCAAAUAG
Messenger RNA from Botrytis byssoidea, 1569 nucleotides. RefSeq lists its product as uncharacterized. NCBI's taxonomy places the organism in Eukaryota, Fungi, Ascomycota, Leotiomycetes, Helotiales, Sclerotiniaceae. The record is from RefSeq and is a predicted model, not a curated record. The coding region runs from base 1 to 1569 and encodes 522 amino acids. The transcript is spliced from 2 exons.